AGGAAGCCGCGGCGCGUCCGCUAAGGUGCAAAUGGCUGAAGUCCCGGAGGAUUAUAAUUCCGGCCCAGAUGAAGAUGGAGAACCGGAGCCUGAGAGACCUGAACUGCCUGGACUUCAUAAAUUGCAUGAAAAUGCCGAGCCAGAAACCAUGGCAGAGGCAGGCCCGGAGCUACCAGCAGAGAUUUACCAAGAGCCACAGCCAGAGACCGCGGAAGAGGACUUCAAAGAGCGGGAGCCAGAGAGUGCUAAGAACGUGCAGCUGAAACCUAGCGGGACGUGUGAGGAAGGAGUUGCCAAGGAGUCCAAGAGAGACGUACCAAGCAAAACUGAACCAGGGAUUCCCCAAGAGGUAAAGUCAGAGACGUCCAGAGAGAUGAGGGAAGAGUUUUUCAAAGAUUUGGAGGCUCCUAUGCAUGAAAAGCAUGAAGAGUCAGACCUAGAGCCACCAGAAGAGGCUAAACCAAAUGUUACAGAGAAUGUGUUCCUAGAGUCAGCUAUGGAAACAGAUCCAGUGCGACCAACGGAAACCAUGUCUGAGGUUUCAGGGGCCACAGUCGGAGAGAGAAAUUUAGAGUUACUAAAGGAGGAGACUGAACCGGGGGUUCCAGAGGAAUCACUUAGAUUGCAACACGAAGAGACAGGUCUAGAGCGUCCAGAGCAGACCAAACUAGAUUUUUCAAAUGAGAAACCAGGAGAAUCACUUGAAGAAACAGAUCUUCAGCUACCAAAGAUGACCAAACCAGAGAUUCCAGAGGAGACACAAAUAAAGUCAACUGAGAAGAAAAGGACAGAGCCAUCCAAGCAGGCUACACCAGAAUUUCCAGAGAACAAAUCAAGAAAGUCUAGUGAGGAGGCAAAUCUAGAGCCUCCACAAGAGACUCAACCAGAAGUUCCAGAAGAGAUGCAAAGAAAAGCAACUGACGAGAAAGGGACAGAACUACCCGAGCAGACAAAACUAGACUUUCCAGACCACAAUCCAAGAAAGUCUACUGAUGAGAAAGUUCCUGAGCCACUAGAAGAGAUCAAAUUAGAAUUUCCUGGGGAAGAAUCAAGAAAACCAAGUGAGAAAACAAGUCUAGAACAAUCAGAAAUGCUGAAACCAGAAGGUCCGGAAGAGAUGAGAAAGUCAAAUAAGGACAAAAAUCCACAACCACCAGAGGAGACUGGUCUAGUGCUGCCACAGGAGAUCAACCCAGAAGUUGAAGAGAAAACACAAAUCAAGUCAACUGAGGAGAUAAAUCUAGAGUUACCAGAUGAAGCCAAACCAAGAGAGACACCUGUAGAAUUUUCCAAGGAAGACAGUCCAGAACCAAUCAAGUCUAGGUAUUCUGUAGAAAAGGCUGAGCUAGAGCACCAUGAGCAUAAAAGAGGAAAGUUGUCACUAAGUGACGAAUUUAAAAAAGAAUAUGACUCAUUAGGAUCUGUCAGAGUAAGUGAAGAAUCCAUUGGUACACAUUAUGAGUUUUCACAACAACGCCAAACAUUGCUUGAUGUCAGUGAAGAAUGCUCAUACUCACAUCCCUCAGAGUCUCAGACAGAAUCAAGUGAGUUUGUUAGUGAAAAGAAAGUUGUAGAUUUGUCCCAAGAGUUAAAGGAACUGGUUUCUGAAGAUGAAGAAACCCAGCCAAAAAAAAUGACUGACUUACAAUUUGAGUAUCUUAAUUGGGAUCCAGAGAAAGUUGCAGAGUGGAUUAGCCAGCUAGGCUUCCCUCAAUACAAGGAGUGUUUUACCACAAACUUCAUCAGUGGCCGAAAACUCAUCCAUGUGAACUGCUCAAACCUCCCUCAGAUGGGGAUAACAAACUUUGAGGACAUGAAGGCAAUUUCUCAGCAUACGCGGGAGCUCCUGAAAAUUGAAGAGCCAUUAUUCAAACGGUCCAUCAGCCUUCCCUAUAGGGAUAUUAUUGGCUUGUAUUUAGAGCAAAAAGGUCAUACUGGGAUAAAAUCUGAUUCUUUGACUUUAUCUGAAUUUGUCAAAGCAGCAGGAUUACAGGAUUAUGCUCCAGAAAUAACUGCCCCUGAAGAGGAAGAGGAAUUACCUUGCAUUGAACCAUAGUGGGAAGCUGCUUCACAUAGCUUGAAAGAUCAAACUAAAUUACUUGAGGGAA
Messenger RNA from Cebus imitator (Panamanian white-faced capuchin), 2108 nucleotides. RefSeq names its product sterile alpha motif domain containing 15 (gene SAMD15). Lineage: Eukaryota; Metazoa; Chordata; Mammalia; Primates; Cebidae. The record is from RefSeq and is a predicted model, not a curated record. Gene Ontology annotation, molecular function: protein binding. The transcript is spliced from 3 exons. Bases 32 to 2056 code for a protein of 674 amino acids.